This is a messenger RNA of Recurvomyces mirabilis, 804 nucleotides long. RefSeq names its product DUF1279 superfamily (gene NAT2). Gene Ontology annotation, cellular component: mitochondrion. Lineage: Eukaryota; Fungi; Ascomycota; Dothideomycetes; Mycosphaerellales; Teratosphaeriaceae. The transcript is spliced from 2 exons. The record is from RefSeq and is a predicted model, not a curated record. The coding region runs from base 1 to 804 and encodes 267 amino acids.
AUGCUAGCAGUAUCACGGCGGUUACCUCUUCUCACAUCAGCAGCAGGAAAGGACGCGCUGUUGAGGCUUCUCACUCAGUCUAGCAAUCUGCAAAGCGUGCGCCUACCUAUAAGAACCUUUGCAUCAGCCCGAACAUAUCUCCAACCUACAAGACAACAAUCCGGUCAUCUAGGAAGCUCACAUUCAUGGCGCUCAUCCAGCGUCCGACGCCUUCGUAGCAUUCGCAACAACAGCACCAAAUCCACAGAGACAACACAGCAAAGCACCACCCAAACAUCACCUCCCAAAAAGGAGAGCAAGCUUAAGGAGCUGUUCCGAAGAUAUGGAUGGGCUGCGACAGGCGUCUAUCUGUCCCUGUCAGCGCUGGACUUCCCAUUCUGUUUCUUGGCCGUGCGAUGGCUAGGCACGGAGCGUAUAGCGGCGGCGGAGGAAUGGGUGGUCGAUAGCUUCUGGACGGGUAUGGAGAAGGUCGCACCUGGGUCGCGGGAGAGCUAUGGGAGGUGGCGAGCCGGUCUGAGUGAGCAGUGGGCACAAUUCAGAGGGUUGGAUAAGGUGAAGGUGCCUGCGGAAGGACCAGUGGAGAAUGCGGCGGAAGUCGCGCAGGAUGUGGCGCAUCAUCAUGGAGCCAGUAUUUGGACACAACUGGUCCUGGCCUAUGCUCUGCACAAAUCACUCCUGGUCUUUCGCGUACCGCUCACAAUCAGCAUCACACCUGGCAUCGUCAAGUACCUGAGAAAGCGAGGCUGGGUUAUUGGCAAACCAAAGACUCCACCGAGCCCCCCUCCAGCGAACCCGCCAGCUUGA